ACCUGUAGAAGAAAUCCCUACCAUAAAAUAUACAUGUGAGGGUUUCAAAAUCUGAAAUGAAAUCAGUCUAUCACCACUCUUCGUUCGAUUAAGUGCGUUGUUUUGUGAUUAAAUUUUUGAAUAUGGCUGGUUCGAUUGAAAACAUGCGUGCUGUUUACAAGAAGAAUGUUUUUACAUAUGUGCCUCCGUCACCACCGGCUAACCUAAUCGAUUGCAGUAAUUUUUUCCUUGAUUUUUCAUCUCGCAAGUUUUUAAACAUCGGACUCGAUCCGACAGAUGAAUUCAACACCGUGAUUCACAUUAUAACACCAUCACGUUUUGUAAAUAUUUCCUCCGAUUUUCUCAAACGUAUUUUCCGACUUAUGGGAAACAUUUUAUCAUUUAUACUUGAACAACCACAAAAGUAUAAGCGUAAUUUAUUUUUGGAUUCCGAUUCAAUUACAAUAUCUAGUAUGGUGUACCAAGGAGAGAAUAUGCUCAUUAUAGAAUCUAAAAUUCAAGACGGAUGUCGCAUACUGUUAAAUCGUAACGACUUAUUAAAGUUACAAGAUUUAGAGUGGUCAAUUUUCGAGAUCAUCGAGAGAAAAACCAAAAUCGUUAAACCGCUCGUAAUACAGCAAAUUAAUCAAAUCGCAUCAUACUUAAAAACAAAUACCAAGGUUGAAACUAGAACGCUUGAAGAUAUGACAAUUCGCGUGAAAAGCAUUAACAACAUUUGCAUUGCAACACAUGUAAAUGACUACAAUUUCACAAGUCAGCUUCAAUUACAUGCAGCUGAACAUGUCGCACAAAGAUGGUUGGACGAAUUAGAAAAAGAUGAGGUAAGAAAAAAAAUAUUUUUUUAUUUUUCUCAUACCAAUAUUAAUAUAUUAUAUUUUAUAGGGAUACGAGAAACCUUUUUCACCGCCAUCAUUUUACACUAUAUUUAAUGAGGUAAUAUAACAAAACCUACUUUAUAAAAAACAAAUAUUUUAAUAUUUCAUGUUUUAGGAAAUUCUUUCUGAUAUCUCCCCUCCAUCACAGACAAGCUGUACAGACGAAAAUGAUGGACCAUACGGACCGCAAUACAAUACUACCAACUCACUACCCAAAAGACGACACACUGUUUAAUGUACUUUUGUGUAAAAAUAUUUUUGUAUAAAAUUUGUAUAGUAUUUGUGUAAAAUAAAAACAA
This is a messenger RNA of Aphis gossypii (cotton aphid), 1174 nucleotides long. RefSeq lists its product as uncharacterized. The record is from RefSeq and is a predicted model, not a curated record. NCBI's taxonomy places the organism in Eukaryota, Metazoa, Arthropoda, Insecta, Hemiptera, Aphididae. The transcript has a single exon. Bases 123 to 929 code for a protein of 268 amino acids.